Messenger RNA from Harpegnathos saltator (Jerdon's jumping ant), 2807 nucleotides. RefSeq names its product fas-binding factor 1 twitchy (gene twy). Gene Ontology annotation, cellular component: ciliary transition fiber; centriole; ciliary basal body. NCBI's taxonomy places the organism in Eukaryota, Metazoa, Arthropoda, Insecta, Hymenoptera, Formicidae. Bases 474 to 2732 code for a protein of 752 amino acids. Gene Ontology annotation, biological process: cilium assembly; establishment of epithelial cell polarity. The record is from RefSeq and is a predicted model, not a curated record. The transcript has 15 exons.
UUUCUUACUAGUCUUACAGGAAGUUAAACUGAAAAGAACAAACUUAUGCGAUGCGGGAUAUGUUUUAAAUCAAUAAUUCUCUAUCAGUCGUAUAUAGUUUUACGGGAUUACUUUAAUUAGUUGUACUGACAUUAAUUACAUGUAUAUAAGGGUUAUGCAAAAUGAAAAUUGUAAUGAAUACUACCAUUCACUAAGAGUCGUAUGAACGCGACAAAAACGAUCGAGAUAAUAGAAGAUAUGGACAGUUUGGAUGAUAAACUGUUUAACAAUGCUUUUAAGAGAUCCUUAGAGGAUGGCAGGAAAAGAAUUACAUUUGCAGAUGAGGAUGAUCCUUUAACUGAUUUAUUAGCAGAUAAAGAUGAUUUUCCAUCAGGCCAAAAAAAUACAGUAGCAGCAAAAGACAAACGGAAUAUUAUAGAUAAUUUAUUUGAUGUUAAAGUUUCUAAUGAAUCAUUAUUAAAUUCAAAACCAGUAUGCAGGAAAGGAAAUCAAUUGUCAAAGAUUUUACAGGGAGUGAUAAGUUAAAAGCAGCAGGUGAUAAGUCGAAAAAGUUAUCACUCAUACAAGAUCUAUUUGGUGAUACGAUACAUACAUCUCCUUCAAAGGAAUCAGUUGCCAGUAAAAAGUUGCCACAGCCAGAACAAGAAGUAUCAGUCACUGAUGUUCCUAAGUCACAGUCCCAAUUUUCAACAUAUGCGCCGACGGCUUUCGGAACGAGGGAACCUCGCAGAGGCAAGAGAAGUUCGGAGAUAAUUAAUGAUCCUCUAGGAUUAUUAUCUCUGAGCACAGCAUCGAGCCAGACUCAGCAAUCUACAAUAGAAAGGAAUACAGUGUCCGCGGAUUCAGUUAGACGAAAAUCAGAGACUAAGGAAUAUUUACCGGAAUGGUUGGAAAUUAAGAAAUCGUCGGAAGAUAAGAGCGUUGAUUAUACUCAGGAUAGAGUAACACCCAUUGAAGAAUUAUAUAGCAGACAUACAAAAUCUAGCUCUGAUAAAAUUGCUCAAGGGGUGAUGAAAGUACAAGAGAAAGAAUCGAAACUGUCCGAAUCAUUGCCACGGGAAAAAGGACAAUUAAUAAAAUCAUCGAACAAUCAAGAAGAAAUCAAUGAACAAGAGAAACAAAAAGUUUCAAUUGAAGAAGAUCAGAGAAUUCUCAGGACCAAUACAGCGAUUAUUUCAACGAGUUCUAAUGUGAGCAAAAAUCCGAUAGACGAUAAUUUAAAUCGCAAAGAAUCAGGCUAUAAGAAUAUAAUUCAGAAAUUAGAAUUGGAAAAAUCCCACUUGUCGGUAACAAUACACAGUUUAAAUGAAAAAUAUGAAAAUGAAAUAAUGAUCCUAGAUGAAUCAUAUAAACGACAAAUUGGAUUUCUGCAAGAGAGAACUGAUACAUUGGAAAAGAGAAUGCAACAGGAACUGGAAUAUUUAGAAACAGAUUAUGAAGCAAAGAUCGAAAAAUUAAAAAACGAGAAAAUACAAAUUGAAACUUUCUACAAGGAAGAAUUACAAAAUUUGAAAAAGGAACAUGCGCAAUUUAUAGAAGAAAUUUACGAGCGACACUCUCAAAAUAUAAGACUGCUGCAAAAAGAACAUUUUGAUACGAUAGAAAAUAUAUUAAAAAUGAGAGAAGUUGAGAAAUUAGCUAUGACGACAAUAGCGACCCACAAGACUGAUCUGCAGAAUUUGUUGCAAAAAGCUGAUUUUAUUAUAGAGAAUAUAAGAAACGUGCAAGAAAAGACUGACCAAAGAGAUGACCAAAGCAUAAAAUUAAGGGAACACCACUUAAAGAACCAAGAAGAAGAUGUACAAAUACGAAAUGUAGAAAUGAAGAAGCAACAUGAGCUAUUGGAGCAGGAACGUGAAAGGAUGAUGAAGGUAGUGGACAGAUUGGACUCACAUGUUGUGCAGCUGGUACUCGAAUUAGAGAAGAAAAGCAUUAUGCUUAACGAAGCACUGGAAACAUUAAAAAAGAGAGAACAGUUUCUGUCGCAUGAAAAAGAAGUAUUCGAGGAAAAAGUACAAUGGGAACGUAAUCAUUUACAGGUGUUAAAAGAAUCUUGGUUUAAUGAACAAGAAAAAGAAUUGAGAACUUUGACAAAAGAGAAAGAGGUGAUUGCAGCUAAGAAGAGACAGUAUGAAGUUCUAAGGACAAUUAAAGCUAACUCUGAUGGUAUUUCGAAGAUAGAGUUAGCUGCUGCUAUAAAAGCAGCUCAAGAUACUACUAUGCUCGCUAAUCAAGAACGAUUGAAGUGGCAUGAAAAGAUCAAAGAUCUCGAGACACAGCAGCAGAAUUUGCAAGAGAAGGAAUAUCGUCUCUUAGCACGCGCGCAAGACCUCGAAAAUUUUACACAGGUAGCAUUCACAAAGAACGAAGAAGCUGUCAAGGCGUUGAAGGAAGCUCGUCAAAUCGAAAACGAGCACAAGACCAAAUUCGAUACGCAUUUUAGUGUGUUAGCACAUCGGCAAGAUACAACUGCACAAAAAAUCCAUCUAGCGAGCGAGAGAUUGGCUCUAAAAACUGCAAAAGCAGAAAAAUUAGAGAGAAAUACAAACAUAAAUAUGCCAUAUAAUUAUGGAUAUGCAAAUGCAGAUAAGCAAGCAUUGUCUAGUCAACAAAGUGCUCUUCAACUCACUACUCAUUUUAGAGAAGUUGUAGAUCCUCAGUUAGUAAUGUUGAAGUUAAAUCUAGAAGAUAAACUAGAUAAUGUUCAAUAUAUGACUGCCAUGAAAUUUUAAUAACGUGUAAUACAUAUUGAGUGAAAAAGGUAAUAAUGUGUAUAUUUGCUACAAUAAACAUUGAUCUAUAUAUUA